Molecule: messenger RNA, 1007 nt
Organism: Nanorana parkeri
Lineage: Eukaryota; Metazoa; Chordata; Amphibia; Anura; Dicroglossidae
Gene: EMX2
Product: empty spiracles homeobox 2
Exons: 3
Coding region: 216-929 (237 amino acids)
Biological process (GO): brain development; regulation of DNA-templated transcription; central nervous system development
Molecular function (GO): DNA binding; DNA-binding transcription factor activity, RNA polymerase II-specific
Source: RefSeq, a predicted model, not a curated record
CUCUGCAGCUGUCCGGAUCCGCUCCGGGUUUUUCCUCUUGCCGGGUGUUCGGGCGUCCAAUGAGCGGGCGCAGGAAGCUGGUGUGUCAUUAGUGGGGCACACACACUCUCAGACACACACACACAGACGGUCGGACACAAGUAGUCGGAGGUUUGGGAUGGAGGAGCUGCAGUGACCCGCCGGUGCCCACCGAUCUUCAGAGCCCGCGGGCCACCAUGUUCCAGCCGGCUCCCAAGCGGUGCUUCACUAUUGAAUCUUUGGUGGCCAAAGACAGCCCGGUGCCCAUCAGCCGAGUGGAGGAGCCCAUCCGACCCGCCGCCCUCAGCUAUGCCAAUUCCAGCCCGAUGAACCCCUUUCUGAACGGCUUCCACCCGCCCAGCAGCCGAGGAGUCUACCCGAACCCCGAUCUCAUCUUCAGCGACCCCCAGAACCCCGUCCACCCGGUGCCCACCGGCCUGGCACCUCACCCGCUGCAAAACAGCCCGCACCCCAUCUUCACCUCCCAGCAGAGGGACCCCUCAUCCUUCUACCCCUGGCUUAUCCAUCGAUACCGCUACUUGGGCCACCGCUUCCAGGGAAAUGACACCAGUGCGGAGAGCUUCUUGCUGCACAAUGCUCUGGCCCGGAAACCCAAACGGAUCCGAACCGCCUUCUCCCCGUCCCAGCUCCUCCGGUUGGAGCACGCCUUUGAGAAGAACCAUUAUGUGGUGGGAGCGGAGAGGAAGCAGCUGGCCCACAGCCUCAGCCUGACCGAGACCCAGGUGAAGGUCUGGUUCCAGAACCGACGGACGAAGUUCAAGCGACAGAAAUUGGAGGAGGAAGGGUCGGACUCGUCCCAGAAGAAGAAGGGGGCCCAUCACAUCAAUCGCUGGAGGCUCGCCACCAAACAGGCCAGUCCGGAGGAGAUCGACGUCACAUCGGACGAUUAAUCGCCAAUCAGCACUUUGUUGGACUUUUCUUUUUCGUUUUGUACACCACAGCGGCGGGCCCCGGAUUACCUGCCCCGG